UUGGACUGUUCAUCAUCAUCAUUCAUCGUCUCUCCCAAGAAAAAAAGAAACCAUGAAAAUGAAGAAGAAAGGAAAAGUUUACCCAUCUCCACCUCCUCCAUCAUCAUCUUCAACUACCCAUCUCAACAAAGAUGAAGAUGAAGAUUCUCUCUCUGUUUUGAAGCUUUUACCAGCAACGAUAUUGGUUCUGGUCUCAGUUCUAUCAGCUGAAGACAGACAAGUUCUUGCUUACCUAAUCACAAGAGGUACCACCAUUUCUGGCAAAGAAGGAGGAAGCUCUUCGACUAAGAAGAAGACGAAGAAGAAGAGCAGCAAGAAUCACAAACCACCGGUAUUCGAUUGUGAGUGUUUCGAUUGUUACACUAACUACUGGUUCCGUUGGGAUUCGUCUCCGAAUCGUGAGCUUAUUCAUCAAAUCAUCGAAGCUUUCGAGAACCAUCAUCUCACUGGUGGUGGUGAAGAUGGUAACUCUUCUCGCAACAAAUCUAAGAGAGGUAAGAAGAAAGAGAAACCGGGUCGUCGGGUUACUGAUUCGGAUAAACCGGGUCUUCUUCGGGUCAGUGAUGAUAAGGAUACGGAUACUAAACCCGUCGUCGUGGAGGAGGAGCCAAUGACCGAAGAAAGUACUGUUGUUUCAGAGAGCCAACAAAUGUCGUCGUCAUCAUCACCAGAUAGAUUGAGUGAUGAAGCUGAGGUGAGGGAAAGAGAUGAGCCGGAGAAGGAUGAGGUUGUUGUUGUUGUUGUUGAAGAAGAUGAAGAAUCUCCGGUGGUGGUUUAUCCGACGGCGGCGGCGGGGAGUGUGACGGGACACAAGGGAUUAGCGAGGAAGGUAUUGCCGGACGUGUUGGGUUUGUUCAAUUCCAAUUUUUGGAGGCUUUGGAAUCCGAACGCGUAAACAAAAAAAAGCAUCAUCGGCAAAAAAAAAAAAAAUUAUGCUUUUUUUUCAAUUUUUUGUUGUUGUUGGUACUGCUAUAUUCAGAAAAUAAAAAAUCUCAAUCUUGUUAUGCUUUUUUUAUUUUCUUUCUCUUAAAAGAUAUGACUUUAGACUAAUCUUGGUUA
Molecule: messenger RNA, 1059 nt
Organism: Camelina sativa (false flax)
Lineage: Eukaryota; Viridiplantae; Streptophyta; Magnoliopsida; Brassicales; Brassicaceae
Source: RefSeq, a predicted model, not a curated record